This is a messenger RNA of Mytilus californianus (California mussel), 1711 nucleotides long. RefSeq lists its product as uncharacterized. NCBI's taxonomy places the organism in Eukaryota, Metazoa, Mollusca, Bivalvia, Mytilida, Mytilidae. The record is from RefSeq and is a predicted model, not a curated record. The coding region runs from base 89 to 1711 and encodes 540 amino acids. The transcript has 12 exons.
UGACGUCAAAACAUGCCAUUUUCAUUAUAUAAAUAGAACGAAGGAAGUAAUGGAUAUCGAGCUAGCAGAUCGAAUGAUAUAAAAGAAUAUGCCUGGAUACUAUGCUGACAAUGCAUAUAACAGAAGAAUCGGGAGAGCUGGGUUACUAAAAGGUAGCAUGCCAGUGUCACGGGAAGGAGUAUUUCUUCCACCGAGAACAUAUACUAAUAACUCUACUACAAGACUGGACCGGGAACUUUCACAGUUUGCCAGGAUAUCUGGAUUGUUGAACAGUUUUAGAUCAAGCGACAGUGACAGCGGCUUUAGUUCAUCUUUCUCAUCUACUUUUAGUUCACCUCGUCAAAACAAAUCACGUUCAGACGGCGGCACAUCUUUCAGUUCACCUCGUCAAAACACAUCUUAUGAUAGUGGUAUUGGAUCAUCAUUUUCUAGUCCUUUCAAUUCACCACAGAAAACUCCUGAUCGAAAUGAUGUAUCAUGGUUUGAUGAAUACAAUAAAUGGACAAAACUGAAGAUAACAGCGGAGGAAGAGAAAAUUGCAUCUAAACAUGAACAACAAUGGCAAGUUAUGAAUCUCACUGAUGCGAUAUUGAUGAGAGAACUUCAACAGUUACAGUUGGAAGAAAGAGAGAACUGGAAAAAAUUUAAAAUGAAGAUAGAAAAGGAAAAAGAAGAUAUAUGUCAAAAAAAUAAGCAUGAAGAUUUACAUAGGAAAAAAAAGAAAUUUUCUCUGAAUCUCGUGGAAUUACAGCAAGAGGAAAUUGAGAAGUGGACUAUGUGGCAGAGUAAAGUUGAAUAUGAAGCAAAAGAACGAAAGAAACUUCAAAAACAUGCUUGUGAAAUGAAUACGUCUGCAUCUGAAUUUCAGCAGUUUUGUCAGAGACCAAAAGAUGAAAUGUGGACGAGAUGGCGAAAUUCAACGGAUCUAGAUACGACAGAUAACAAAGGCCCUUACAGUUAUCAAGACUAUACUGGACCCGGGAUAAGGACGAAUCUAAAUUCACAGCAAGAGGAAAUUGAGAAGUGGACUAUGUGGCAGAGUAAAGUUGAAUAUGAAGCAGAAGAACGAAAGAAACGUCAAAAACAUGCUUGUGAAAUAAAUACGUCUGCAUCAGAAUUCCAGCAGUUUUGUCAGAGACCAAAAGAUGAAAUGUGGACGAGAUGGCGAAAUUCAACUGAUCUAGAUACGACAGAUAACAAAAGCCCUGACAGUUAUCAGGAUGAUACUGUACCCGGGAUAAGGACGAAUCUAAAUCCACAGAGACCAGCAGAUGAAACAUGGACAGGAUGGCGGAAUCCAAUGGAUCUAGACACGACAAAUGAGAUACCAAAUAACCAAGGCCCUUACAGUUUUUGUCAUCAGGAGAAUGUUGUGUCCGGAACAACGACGAAUGUAAAUUUACAGGCACCGACAGAUGAAAUGUGGACAAGAUGGCGGAAUCCAACGGACUUGGACACAACAAAUGUAAUGCCAAUUAACCAAGGACCUUAUAGUUAUCAGAAUAAUACUGUACCCCGGACAAUGACGAAUACAAAUCCACAGGAAUCAGACACAAUAUGGACUAAAUGGAGAACAAAUGAUGAGACCUGCGACACAACAAUUGUCAAGGAAGUGGAACAGAAAUCAGAAAAUGAUGUAUGGACUAGAUGGCGGAAUACAACCGACCUUGAAAAAACAGAACAAGAUCGUCAUUUUAUAAUAAUUGAAUAA